AUGCCUUUAUCACUAGUAGACUUGCGGCCGGACAGGCGCCUCUUAGAUCACGAAUUUGAAGGUUAUAAAUUAAAUUUGCAGUCACUUCCACAUUACUGUUUCGAUCUAGCUUCUCCUGUCGACAAGUUAUAUCCAAACGAAGUUCAGUACUCCUUCGUACACGCAAAGCUCUUUGCUCUUCACAAUCAUCUUAUAUUAGACUUCUGGGAUCAUCAAUACAACUAUUAUUAUAUUGACAAUCGACAGCAAGUUUGUAACAUAACGUUUGAUAACAUAAAUAAUACAUUCCAAAGUGCCGUAGUUUAUGAUGUACCAGCUCACGUUGAGAGGAAGUCUGGUCACUUCAAUUUAUGCCUUACAUUCCCAUCUCAAAGUUUAGCUGUGGUUAGUGAUGGUACUGGGUACAUACAUAUUAUUAAGACAGGGCCACGAAAUAGACCAGCAGGUGACAAACAAACAUGGGAAACAUUGUACUCGAACUUAGCUCUUGGAGAGGGCAAAUAUUUUACCCUAGUAGAUGCUCGGACACAAGAAAAUGACAAUGUCGAAAUGUUGCACUGUCUCUUACAGUCUGUAGAGCAGAGCGAAAAUCACUUUGAUUCCGUGUUAACUUGGGUAACUUUUGAAAACGAUGGUGAGACAUGGAGACAGUCUAUUAUGAGGCAGGUCAGAGGAAAGGGUAUCAUUCAUUAUGCAGCUUUAGAAACUAGUUGCACAGCUCUUUAUGUCGCCUCGGACAACAUGUUCAAGUUUACUGUAGAUUCUGAAAAAGAUAUAGUUGAAAGCAAGGUAGAACCCAAAACAAUCAUUUAUACUUGGCUUCAAACCUCCGAUGAUAUUACUAUAACACUUAAACUGCAGAGUAAUUUUGAUAAGAAACUACUCUUUGUAAAUGUUACACCUUCGUUAGUUAAAAUCAGUUAUGCUGGAAAAGUUUUUGUUGACGGAAAGCUUAGUCAUCCUGUGGACAGUGACCUGACAACUUGGAAUAUACAAGACAAUGGUCAAGUAGACAUUCUCAUAACUAAGUCAGAGAGUCAAAUCUGGAAUGAGCUACUGGAGGGUGGGGACAAAGAUGGUGAACAAAUUUUAGAUGCAAGUUUAGUAGAACAGGUGCACAAGAGAUUAGCUCAUUUGUGCUCUGAAACUGAAGUUACAUCUGAUCAAAAUGUGCCAGGACUCAAUACACAAGAGUUGGAAGAAUGUGAUGCUGCAUCAGAGGAGGAUACAGUUUUAGUCCGGAUGGAUAUAACAAACCAUCAGAUAACACACAGGAUCCCAUUGAGUGUGCACCAAUACUUGUUUACUAUUAAACUAGAAACACACGAAGUGCCAGCAUUAGCCCUCAGACAUGAUGUAGAUGCUUGCAUAUGGCAGCCGUACGCACAACUAAUAAACUCUGAGACUUGGCCAGUUAAACAUCAUGGAACUCUCAUGGCCUUUGGAUAUGUGCAAUCAUCAAAACAGAAUAGAAAGUUUGUAACAUGUUCUCCAAGCUUCUCCUACAGUGUGGUCUGCGAAGCCACUCGUCACAUUUUCAUCUACAAGAGUACCAGUAACCAGGACUGCCAGCUCAGGAAAAGAACUGAAGGUGUAAUGAAAAAUAUCAAAGUCGGCCAACAACAUGUCGUUAAUAUUGAUAAAUACGGUGAAGUUUUGGGAAUCCAUGCAACGAAUGACUAUUUAUUUAUAUUAACAGAGACUAAAUUUGUAGUUAUAGGUACUUAAAAAUAAAGUUUAAUGUAAGGUAA
Melitaea cinxia (Glanville fritillary) is the source of this 1751-nucleotide messenger RNA. RefSeq names its product nudC domain-containing protein 1. Lineage: Eukaryota; Metazoa; Arthropoda; Insecta; Lepidoptera; Nymphalidae. The transcript has 2 exons. The coding region runs from base 1 to 1728 and encodes 575 amino acids. The record is from RefSeq and is a predicted model, not a curated record.